Messenger RNA from Drosophila grimshawi, 2004 nucleotides. Its product is annotated as glucose dehydrogenase [FAD, quinone]. The record is from RefSeq and is a predicted model, not a curated record. Gene Ontology annotation, molecular function: ecdysone oxidase activity; flavin adenine dinucleotide binding. NCBI's taxonomy places the organism in Eukaryota, Metazoa, Arthropoda, Insecta, Diptera, Drosophilidae. The coding region runs from base 1 to 1977 and encodes 658 amino acids. The transcript has a single exon.
AUGGAUAACGUGCUCGUUAAGACAACCCAUCUAAAUCAUGGCAUAUUUCUGCUGUUACUGCAACUGCAACUGCAACUGCCACUGCAAUUGCUGGCAUCAACUGCUGACGGUGAGCCACUUAGCAAUGGUGUUGGCCUGGCACUGCUCGAAUCGGUGGCCGCAGCAUUGAAUGCCUCCAGUUGGACGCUGACCGGCAACUGGCCGCCCAACUAUGAGCAGGCGGCAAGCGGGCAGGCGGAGCAAUCGUUUGAUUACAUUGUAAUUGGAGCGGGCAGCGCAGGCUCGAUUGUGGCCAGCCGGCUGAGCGAGCAGUCGAAUGUGAGUGUACUGCUGCUGGAAGCGGGCCAUCGACCGCCCCUGGAAUCAGAGAUCUAUACGCUGAGCGGCACACUGCAUCACGAUGCGCGCUACAUGUGGCUGGAUGAGGCGGAGCCGAGUCCAAAUUGCUGCCUGGCCAUGAAACCCGGACACGGCUGCAGCUGGUGGCAUGGCCGUAUGCUGGGCGGCACUGGUGCCAUCAAUGGCAACAUCUAUGUGCCCGGCAGUGCCGACAAUUUUAAUGGCUGGUGCCAGCGAUUCGGCCUCAAGGGUUGGGAUUGGGCGCAGGUGCAGCGAGCGUAUCGCAAACUGCAAUCGCGUCUGCAGCUCGGCAAUUUUCCGCUGGAGCAGCACAAUCAGCGUCUGGCGGAUCUGAUCUAUGCGGCCAGCGGUGAGUUGGGCGUGCCACGCCUACAACAGCCCCUGAACUCGACCAUCAGUUUUGGGUAUACGCAUCAGGUGCCCGCCACCAUAUCCCGUGGCAGACGCACCAGCAGCGCCCGCCAAUAUCUGGCUCAGCCGGAUGUGCUGAGGCGCCCCAAUCUGAAGGUGCGCCACGGUGCCGAGGUGCAACGCUUGUUGCUCAGCUCCAGUGGAGAGCGCAUGCGUGGCGUCAGCUAUGUGCUCAAGCCCAGCAAUCGCAGGUGGAAUGUGUGGGCGCAUCGUGAGAUAAUAUUGAGUGCUGGGGCACUUAACUCGCCGCAACUGUUGCUGCUCUCGGGCAUUGGCAAUGCCAGCGAGUUGGAAGCGGUGGGCGUGCAGCCACGCCUACAUUUGCCGGAGGUGGGUCGAAAUCUGCAGGAUCAUGGCAUGCUGCCACUUCUGCUGCGCUUCACCAGCAACUGUAGUGCCGCCUUUCGUGGGCGUGGCCCCUUUGAGCCCGCCUCCGUGGCCGAGUAUCUGUUGCAGGGGCAGCAUGGACCGCUCGCCGCCAGCUUCUCAAUGAUGGGAUUUAUUAACUCGAGUGCGCCGGCCAAUCUCACAGGUCAGCCGGAUUUGCAUGUGGUCUCGCACAAGUUGCUGCCACGUGGCAGCGCUGCCAGCUUUGCCUAUUUGGGGUUUCGCAGCGAACUGGUUGCCGCCCAGCAGGCAGCGCUGCAGCAAACGGACAUGUUGCAGCUGAUCGGAUCUUUGCUGAUGCCCAAGUCGCGGGGCCGGGUGCAGCUGCGCAGCGGCAAUCCGGAGCAGAGACCGCUGGUGUGGAACAACUAUGGCGAGCAUCCAGCUGAUCGUGCCACAUUGUUGCGCUACGUGCGCUACGUGCAACGUUUGACGGACACACGCGCCUUUCGCCGCUGUGGCCUGCAAUUGUGGCUGCCACCGCUGACCGAAUGCGAUCGACUCGCUGCUGACUCGGAUGCGUAUUGGUUGUGCCACAUACGCUACAUGUAUGUGGGCGCGUGGCAUGCAGCCGGCACCUGCCGCAUGGCAGCCACUCACAAUGCUGGCGUCGUCGACGAACGGCUGCGCGUGCACGGCAUCAAAGGGCUGCGCGUGGUGGAUGCCAGCAUCAUGCCGGAGAUUACAUCCGGCCAUACGAAUGCGCCCAGCAUGAUGAUUGGCGAGCAGGGUGCCCGCAUGAUACUCGAGGAUCAGCAGUGUCACAUCGUGCCACAGUCAGAAGCGGACAAAGCCAAUCCAAAUACCAUUUUGAAAUAAAUGCAACUUCCAGUUGGAAGCCACAAA